This is a messenger RNA of Dimorphilus gyrociliatus, 678 nucleotides long. The record is from the annotation of a GenBank genome assembly. NCBI's taxonomy places the organism in Eukaryota, Metazoa, Annelida, Polychaeta, Dinophilidae.
AGAAAGUUUCGAACUGUUAUGGGUAAUAGACUUACAUCUGACGUUGACGUUGAUUCCCAAAUUCCUCUGGCGUCUAAUAGACGCCGAGCAUUAUCAGUUUUCACUGGCGAGAUGCAUUUGCAGAGAGGUAUCUUAUUAAACAAAAAGGUGAAGGUCGUAUAUGUAACGUAUUUUUAUUUUAUAUAGCAGCCCUACUAGAGAGGCAAGGUGAGCAGAAUAACUCGACGCCUUUUGCUGCUCCUGUUUAUCAGCAAGUUUGGCGAGAAAAAAGGCAUUCAUUAGUGACAGCAGACGAUAUAAUAAGGGUAUCAGAGACGAAUGACAAAAGUAAUCGAUAUAACAUUUCGAUCAAUGCAGGUAGACCGUGAAAAGAUGACGACAGGAGAGCGACAGAGACCUUGUCUACAUAAUGAUGACAGUUUCUAUGCCAAACUUGAACAACAAAUGAGACAAGCUACCAAUAAUAAUAAACGCCCUAAGAGAAAGAUCUGCAAGAGACUUAUUGUAUUACAGAGUGAUACUGAUUGGGAACACAUGAGAACUUGGAUGGCUUGGUAUGAAGCAAAUAUGGAAAAACAGUAUGUUGAAUUACAAAAAUCAAGCGAAGAACCAGCCGAAGAACCAUCGCAAACAACAACGCAAAUACCGAUUAUCAAUGUGCAAGAGGACGACAGUUGA